AUGCCUCAAUUAGUCCCAUUUUAUUUUGUUAAUGAAAUAACAUUUACUUUUAUUAUACUUGCUAUAACUGUGUAUAUUUUAUCUAAGUACAUUUUACCUAGAUUUGUUCGUUUAUUCUUAUCUCGUACUUUUAUAUCUAAACUUUUAGGAUAA
Molecule: messenger RNA, 153 nt
Organism: Podospora bellae-mahoneyi
Lineage: Eukaryota; Fungi; Ascomycota; Sordariomycetes; Sordariales; Podosporaceae
Source: the annotation of a RefSeq genome assembly